This is a messenger RNA of Lotus japonicus, 711 nucleotides long. RefSeq lists its product as uncharacterized. The coding region runs from base 1 to 711 and encodes 236 amino acids. The transcript is spliced from 2 exons. NCBI's taxonomy places the organism in Eukaryota, Viridiplantae, Streptophyta, Magnoliopsida, Fabales, Fabaceae. The record is from RefSeq and is a predicted model, not a curated record.
AUGUCGCAUCUAGCGGAAUUGCAUCGCUAUUGUUACCUAGAGGUAGAACUGCUCAUUCAAGAAAGAGCGAUCCUUGCACCAACACUUGAAUGUGUAGAGGAAAUCAACAACUUUAUGUUAGGAAUGAUUCCUGGUGAUGAAACAGAAUAUUUGAGUUGUGAUACUCCGUGCAAGUCAGACGAAGAUUCGGGUGUCAAUGCAGAAUGGUUUACAUCUGAAUUCUUAAAUGAUUUCAAAUGCUCUGGAAUUCCAAACCAUGCAAUUAAACUGAAAGUUGGUGUCCCUAUCAUGCUCAUUCGAAACAUAGACCAAGCUGCAGGGUUGUGUAAUGGCACUCGAAUGAUAAUCAAUGUUUUGACUAAAUAUAUAAUUGUUGCUACUGUUUUAAAUGGAAACAAUAUGGGUGAAACAGCAUUUAUUCCAAGGAUGAGUUUAACUCCAUCUAAUUCUGACAUUCCAUUCAAAUUCCAGCGUAGACAAUUCCCUGUUGCUUUAUGUUUUGCAAUGACUAUAAAUAAAAGUCAGGGGCAAUCUUUAUCUCAUGUUGGAUUGUAUUUGCCAAGGCCUGUCUUUACUCACGGGCAGCUAUAUGUUGCACUUUCUAGAGUUAAAUCUAGAAAAGGGUUGAAGAUGCUUAUCAUAGAUGACGAAGGAGUUGUAUCAAACACUACACGCAACGUAGUGUAUCAAGAAGUCUUUGAUAAUAUUUGA